AUGUCAUUCAAAGAUGAGAAGCCACUUGACUUUUCCCGCACUGGAUUAGAUCAUCUUUUAGGACCUGAAGGAUUCAAAGAAUGUGACAAAGCCAUAACAUAUGAGAGAGCAUUCAAAAAAAUUACGGAUCCAGAGAUUAUUGUAAGUUUUUUUUUAAUUGUUGACUUAUUGAAAAAAUGUUUUAUUUUCAGCUUCAAGCUAGAAGAAUGAAGUUCAUGAUUUUGAGAGUCAGAGAUGCUCGUCAAAAAAAACCAGCAAGUUCACCAAAUCCAAUUUCACCGAUGCAAUAUUUGUGUGUGGAACAAUUCGAAUACAAAGCAUUGAAAGUGGUAAGUUGUGUUUGGAAUUAUUAUUGGCCUCAAAAGGAAAAGUUUUUAAAAACUCUGAAAUUAUUUAGUUUUGCUAUAUACGCUGAAAUAGAACCCCUUUGAUUGUUGAAAUCAUCAUAAAAUAGUUAAACUAAUUCGAAAAAUCAUUGACAAGUUUUGUGUUUUCAGGUAGACUUCCACUUUCUUCUCGAUCUUUAUAUCAAAACUCUGGCACACAAUCCGGAAGAAACAAAACAUUUCCCAAGACUCAGAGCAAACGGCGAAUUUAGAAAAAACAAUUGA
Messenger RNA from Caenorhabditis angaria, 611 nucleotides. NCBI's taxonomy places the organism in Eukaryota, Metazoa, Nematoda, Chromadorea, Rhabditida, Rhabditidae. The record is from the annotation of a GenBank genome assembly.